This is a messenger RNA of Porites evermanni, 1062 nucleotides long. The record is from the annotation of a GenBank genome assembly. NCBI's taxonomy places the organism in Eukaryota, Metazoa, Cnidaria, Anthozoa, Scleractinia, Poritidae.
AUGAACUCGAGCCUUCAAUUUCAGGAUAAAUUUCCUCCGACUUGUACCAUCUACAAGAGGAUCGGUGGCAAACCAGAAGAUUAUUCCAAUUUAGCCUACGCUAUUUUUACUGUGAUGAUAAUAAUCAAUGUCGCAACGUUUCCUUUUACCAUUGUGUUGAAUCUGUUGGUUAUGAUCGCUGUCAAAACCAGGGUGAGGCUACAAAGCAUGUCAAACAUCCUAUUGGCUUGCCUGGCAUCUACUGAUGUUAUGGUCGGUUUAGUUGUCCAGCCUCUCCGUGUUGCUCUUUUUAUAAUUCUCCUAAAAGACGAGACCACAAGCGGUGGUUGCUUAGUACAUGUCUUGGCAGCAGUUUUCUCGUUUAUCUUGUGCCUUGUUUCAGUUGAGCAUCUAUUACUAAUAACUAUAGAUCGAUAUUUCGCCAUUAUGCAUCCCUAUAGUUACGAUCGAACUGUCACCAGAGCUCGCGUGAUAAGCGGUUCUUGUCUUUCAUGGAUUUUAACUGCUGCUAAACAAAUUUUAUGGUUUCUUAACCGAGACCUCUUUACAAUUGUCAAUAGCGUUAUCUUACUUUUACUUCUGGUGGGCAUUGUUGUCUUUAAUGUGGUACUGUACUUUGAGGUUCGACGACAUGAAAAGCAAAUAGCAGACCAGCAAGUUUCAUUGGAGGCAAGAGAAAACUUUUUAAAGCAAAGGCGAGCUUUUAAACUGACAAUGAGUGUUGUGGCACUGUUAUUUAUAAGUUAUCUGCCCAUUUUUAUUUUCAGAGCAGUUACGGAGCCCUUAAAAAAUAACAUUUCUUUGGGUACAUUUUGUGCUCUUUAUCUCAUCCCUGGUUCCUUGGCAGCUUUAAACUCUCUUAUGAAUCCCUUCAUUUAUUGUAUUAGAUCAAGGCAGUUUCGUAUAGCAUUUAUUGAACUGAUGAUGAGUAAAAGCUACAGCGAAGCUAACGAAUUCGAAAAGAAAUUUUUUGGUUCAAAUGCUGUAGGUAAUGGAGCAUCCCAAAGCAGUGCGACUAGAAGUACGACAGAAAAGCAGGAAGAGACAGGAGCCGAACAUUAG